AUGCCAUCUCAAACAGAAGUCAUUGCAGCUCUUGAUGCCCCUAAGCCUAAAUGGCUUAGCGGUAAUGGAGCAGAGCACGUCCAAGCUCAUGCAGCAGAUCAAUUGCCGUUUGAAACCGACAGAAUCAUUGGCUCCCUUGAUGCUGUUGAACCUGGGGUGUUUGGCGGCAACGAAGUCGAACGUCUCAAGGUACGCGCUGCGGCACGUCGUCUACUUGCUAGGGUGGAAACACCAUAUGAGCGUGCCUGGGGCUUCUGUUUCGAACAGCCUGUCGUUUUUGCCGCUUUACAGACAUGCAUCGACUUGGGCCUUUGGAAGUCCUGGACAGGUGCUGGGGGUGAGAAGUCUAUCGACGAAUUGGUUGAAUUUACCACUCCCACUGUUGAUCCAAACCUUCUGCGUCGAUUGUUCCGCUUACUAGCUGCUUUCAAUGUGGUUGAGGAGACAGCGGAAGACAGAUUUAAACCCACUCCGUUCUCGAACGCUAUCGGCGACGAGAGCACCAAGGUCCGCGCCUCACUUCAGGCAGCAACGAAUCAAUACCUUUCGGCUGGCCAUAAUUUGCCAGCUUAUCUAGCAAAGAUAUCGUAUCAAGAGCCCACGGAUGUCAAUGCGAAUAACCACUCGGACAGUGACCCCGACGGUCUCAACUUCUUUGGACGAUUGCAGAAAAGCCCCGCUUGCUUUGAAGCCUUCAAUGGCCACAUGGAGGCUUGGACAGCAUGGAAAACCCCAUGGACUAAGGUCUACGAUACAACAAAGCUGCUAGAGGGUGCCAAGUUGGACGAUGGCUCUCCGUUCGUGGUUGAUGUUGGUGGUAACACUGGAAUUGACAUUUCUCACGUUCUUGCAAAACACCCAGAUCUUCCUGCUGGAUCACUAGUCCUGCAAGAUCUUCCCGAAGUGAUUGCCAAGGCUCAAGUUGAUAAGAAGAUUACAGCCAUGGUUCAUGAUUUCUUCUUACCUCAGCCAGUGAAGGGGAGUCGUGCAUACUUUAUGCACGCAGUUCUUCACGAUUGGCCAGAGGACAAGGCUAAGCAAUUGCUUGUGAACACCAAAGACGCGAUGACCAAAGGCUACUCCAAGCUUUUCGUUUAUGAUAUUGUUCUUCCGCCAACAGGAGCGAGUAUCAGUCAGGCUACAAUGGACGUGGAGAUGAUGUCGCUGUUGUCGGCUUCCGAGCGAACACAAGGGACUUGGACGAAGCUGUUGAGCGACGCUGGAUUUAAGAUUGUCAACUUUUGGCCUGACCCCCAACAGUACGAGAUGGUCAUUGAGGCCGAGAUUGCCUAG
Molecule: messenger RNA, 1293 nt
Organism: Penicillium expansum
Lineage: Eukaryota; Fungi; Ascomycota; Eurotiomycetes; Eurotiales; Aspergillaceae
Product: Winged helix-turn-helix transcription repressor DNA-binding
Exons: 4
Coding region: 1-1293 (430 amino acids)
Molecular function (GO): O-methyltransferase activity
Source: RefSeq, a predicted model, not a curated record